This is a messenger RNA of Batrachochytrium dendrobatidis JAM81, 3308 nucleotides long. RefSeq names its product valine--tRNA ligase. The transcript is spliced from 9 exons. NCBI's taxonomy places the organism in Eukaryota, Fungi, Chytridiomycota, Chytridiomycetes, Rhizophydiales. The record is from RefSeq and is a predicted model, not a curated record. Gene Ontology annotation, molecular function: valine-tRNA ligase activity; aminoacyl-tRNA deacylase activity; ATP binding. Gene Ontology annotation, biological process: valyl-tRNA aminoacylation. Bases 162 to 3308 code for a protein of 1048 amino acids. Gene Ontology annotation, cellular component: cytosol.
CACAGCAUCGUUUGCUUCUUUCAUAUACUAUUGGUAGUAAUUCUAAAUAUUUUACCACUUUGCUGAAUUCACACCAGUACUCAUACAUUCCUGCUUCUAUCUUUGGAUCCAACCGCCAUUCAACCUUGUCAACUCCAAAGGCUCUUGAACAACCCAAAAUCAUGACUGAUCCAGCCGCUGCCACUCUUAGUGGUGAAUCUACUACCAAGUCAAAGAAUGAGGCCAAGAAUGAGGCCAAACGUCUUGAAAAACUCGCCAAAUUCCAGGCUAAACAAGCCAAGCAAGCUGCUACAGAGAAAGCGCCAAAAAAGACGGCUGAGCCCAAGACUGCUGCUCCUGCUGCCAAAGAAAUCGAGCCCUUUGUCAAUCUCACUCCAAAGGGAGAGAAAAAAGACAUGGCCGCUCCUAUGGCAUCUUCCUAUAAUCCAAAGGCCGUCGAGGCCGCUUGGUACGAUUGGUGGGAAAAGGAAGGCUAUUUCAAGCCUGAACUCAAGCCUGAUGGAACUGCAAAGGACGAGGGCACAUUCGUUGUUCCCAUUCCACCACCCAAUGUCACUGGCUCGCUGCACAUUGGACACGCUUUAACCAACGCUAUUCAGGAUGCUAUGAUUCGCUGGAACCGCAUGCAAGGAAAAACUACGUUGUGGGUUCCUGGUGCAGAUCACGCUGGUAUAUCUACUCAGGUUGUUGUCGAGAAAAAGAUUAUGCGUGAACGUGGUAUUACUCGCCAUCAGCUUGGUCGUGAUGCGUUUCUCGAAGAAGUGUUCAAGUGGAAAGAUGUCAACAUUCAUAAUAUCUAUAAUCAGCUUCGUCGUAUGGGAUCUUCCUUUGACUGGACUCGUGAUCACUUUACUAUGGAUGCGGGACUAUCAAAUGCUGUUAAAGAGGCAUUUGUUCAAAUGCACGAGGAUGGUACUAUUUACCGUGCAAACCGUCUUGUCAAUUGGUGCACAAAACUCAAGACUGCUCUUUCUAACCUUGAAGUUGAGAACAAGGAGCUUGAUGGUAGCACGUUUAUGACUGUGCCCGACCACGAUCCAUCCAAAACAUACGAGUUUGGUGUGCUGAUUUCCUUUGCCUAUCAAAUUGAAAACUCGGAUGAACGCAUUGUUGUGGCCACCACACGUUUGGAAACCAUGCUGGGUGACACUGCCAUUGCCGUACAUCCAUCUGAUAAACGCUACCAGCAUUUGCACGGAAAAUAUGCAAUUCAUCCAUUCCAAAAUCGUCGCAUUCCCAUUCUGCCUGAUGAAUAUCCCGAUCCUGAAUUUGGUACUGGUGCCGUGAAAAUCACUCCUGCUCAUGACGCCAACGAUUACAUGGUUGGUCAACGUCAAAAACUAGAAAACAUCACUAUAUUCACUGACGACGGCAAGAUCAAUGAAAAUGGUGCUCCGUUUACUGGCUUGCAGCGAUUCGAUGCUCGUGCUGCCGUUCUUGCUGCUCUCAAGGAAAAAAAUCUAUAUGUAGGCACAGAGUCCAACAAACAGGUUCUUCCCAUUUGUACUCGUUCUGGAAACAUUAUAGAGCCCUUGCUGAAACCCCAAUGGUGGGUCAACUGCCAAGAGAUGGCUGGUCAAGCUAUGGAUGCCGUCCGUAAUGGUGACAUGAAAAUUGCUCCAGCUCUUUCUGAACGCGAAUGGUUUCGCUGGCUUGAUAACAUUCAAGACUGGUGCAUCUCUCGCCAGUUAUGGUGGGGUCAUCGUGUUCCUGCUUACUUUGUCUGCAUCGAUGGUGACGAAAAUGAUCGUGAUGACUCCAACAGGUGGGUAUCGGGCCGAUCAGAAGAUGAAGCCAGGAUCAAGGCAAUCAAAAAGUUUGAAACCGUAGACCCUGCAAAGAUAACUUUGUUCCAGGAUGAGGAUGUGCUUGAUACAUGGUUUUCUUCUGGUCUUUGGCCCUUUUCCAUUAUGGGAUGGCCCGCAAAGACAAAAGACAUGGAACUGUAUUUUCCAAACACCUUGCUCGAAACUGGAUGGGAUAUUUUAUUCUUUUGGGUUGCUCGUAUGGUUAUGAUGUCGCUCAAAUUUAACGGAGUCGUUCCUUUUAAACAAGUAUUCUGCCAUGCCAUGAUCCGUGAUGCUCACGGUCGUAAAAUGUCCAAGAGUUUGGGUAAUGUAAUUGAUCCCAUUGAUGUGAUUGAGGGUGUCACACUGCAGCUUCUCCAAGAACGUCUAGAAAAGGGCAAUCUUGAUCCGCGUGAGCUUGUUCGUGCUCGCGAUGGUCAAAAAAAAGAUUUUCCUAAUGGCAUUCCCGAAUGCGGCACUGAUGCUCUCCGCUUUGGACUUUUGGCGUACUCUGCUAGUGGUCGAGAUAUCAAUCUUGAUAUUCUUCGUGUGGAUGGAUACCGCAAGUUUUGUAACAAACUGUGGAACGCAACUCGAUUUGCUCUUCUUAAACUUGGCGAAGAUUACAAGCCUCGUGCUACCCACAAUCAACUCACUGGCAAGGAAUCCGUUGUUGAUCUAUGGAUCUUGGCCAAGCUUAACAAAGCCAUUGCCGAGACAAACACGAGUAUGGAGCAGAUGAAUUUUAUGCAAGCUACAACUGGAAUGUAUCAGUUUUGGUUGCACGAGCUCUGUGAUGUGUAUCUUGAAGUAUGCAAACCUGUCAUUGAUGGCGAAGACAUUCAGGCCAAGGAAGCUGCUCAAGAUGUGCUAUACAUUUGUUUGGAGCAAGGUUUAAAGCUUUUGCAUCCUGUUAUGCCAUUUGUAACUGAAGAGCUAUAUCAGCGACUUCCCCGUCGUGCUGGAGACGCACCACACACCAUCAUGAAGGCCAAAUUCCCUACUACUCUGUCUAUUUGGGAAAACUCUACUGCAGAAUUUGACUUUGAAGUUACCAAUGAGGUUAUUCGUGGUAUUCGAUCGCUCAUGACAGAAUACAAUAUUCGUUCCAACGCGACCAUAUAUGUCAGUGCAUCGAAUGAGCAUUUGCGCACAGUAGUUGAUUCACAACAGACGAUUAUCAAAUCACUUGCCAAGGGCAUCAAGGUAUUCGAAACGGUUGCUGUAAAUGGACAAGCUCCUGCCGGUUGUGUUGUGUCUACUCAAUCCAACACCACGGUUUACCUGCUUGUCAAAGGUCAGAUUGACUUUGAUGCAGAGAUUGCCAAGCUGAAUGCAAGGAUUUCCAAGGUGCUUCAGAUACACAAGGGGCUGAGUGCAGUCAUGGCGGGUGAUGGAUACGCUAGCCGCGUCAAGCCCGAGGUCAAGGAGAGUGAUGCUCUAAAGAUGAAGGGUGGCUCGGAACUUGAUCCAACUAGCCCUGAUGCUGGAUUGCAGAAAAGUCAAGGCACUGAGGUGUGA